AUGAAGAAAGGCAUAGCUAUAUUCUUAGCUAUGGUAGUCUGUAUAAUUACUAUUCAAGGUUUCCCUAUGUUCAAAAGACGACGCUGUCAUUGCAUAGAUACCAGAAUAAAAGCAGUGAAAAAGGCAGAUGUUGAGAAAAUCUCUAUAAUAGAUCCAACUAUAGACUGUGACAAAACAGAAAUAAUUAUCACCCUGAAAGCAUCUAAAAGACAAAUAUGCCUAAAUCCCAGCUCAAAGCAGGGAAAAAGUAUAAUCAAGGCUGGCCAUGAGUAA
This is a messenger RNA of Suncus etruscus (white-toothed pygmy shrew), 273 nucleotides long. RefSeq names its product C-X-C motif chemokine ligand 11 (gene CXCL11). The record is from RefSeq and is a predicted model, not a curated record. NCBI's taxonomy places the organism in Eukaryota, Metazoa, Chordata, Mammalia, Eulipotyphla, Soricidae. Gene Ontology annotation, molecular function: chemokine activity; CXCR chemokine receptor binding. Gene Ontology annotation, cellular component: extracellular region. The transcript has 4 exons. The coding region runs from base 1 to 273 and encodes 90 amino acids. Gene Ontology annotation, biological process: neutrophil chemotaxis; chemokine-mediated signaling pathway; inflammatory response.